Dermatophagoides farinae (American house dust mite) is the source of this 1355-nucleotide messenger RNA. RefSeq lists its product as uncharacterized. Lineage: Eukaryota; Metazoa; Arthropoda; Arachnida; Sarcoptiformes; Pyroglyphidae. The record is from RefSeq and is a predicted model, not a curated record.
ACACAAAGCACUAAACAUUUUCUAAAAAUGAAGAUCAAAAAUAUUGCAUCAUUUUCACUUGUUAAAAUCAGUCAUUGGAUUGGACCUGUUACACCCGUAUCAUAUCAUCAGACAAUUAUUCGAGCGAUUGAUUGUCGACAAUCUAGUGAUUAUCGUUACGAGUUUAUAAUUCGAACAGUAAUCAUGUUAUACACAGGUUUAGUAGCUGCUUUUUUAGCGUUAUUUAUUGAUCGAACCGAUCUCUAUUUGAUGCGGCUAAUACACGAAAGCUUUAUCUUUAAGCUGGGUUUUCACCCAAAGUUCGGAAAAAUAAUGUUCUCAUGUCACGUGUUGGUUAUCAUGUUUGGUUUGUUUAUUGUAUAUGUCCGUUAUAAAAUGCCGUUAAGCGAGAAGGGUGAAAUACUCAUACGAGAAGUUUUCACCAUCUAUUACAACAAAGGAAAUAUUGAUUCAAAUGGGCGUGGGCAUCUCAAAGACUGUGAUCCAGUGACAUUGAAACGUUUGAAACAAAUUGUCCAGAUUGGCGAAUUUCUCAUGCGAUUUGGUCCCAUUCUCUAUGGAAUUGUGGCCACAUCUUAUUUAUUGGUCUUGACAUAUCUAGAGAGCAUCCAGCCACCAUCUAAUGUUGCGGUUAUCAUUUUCGAUUACAUGAUUGUAGUGAUUGGAACAAUUACAGGCCGAUCGAUUGUUUCGGCUGCUAUUUGUAUCAUAUUCUCCUAUCUAACUGAAUUGAUUUUUUUCCAAUAUCAAUUCAGUUACUGGAAUCACGUUCUAAAUAGGAUAAACAAACAUAAAGAUCAUAUGCCACCAAGGUGGUGUCGGCUAUUAUUGCAUUCAUUUUUGCAACAUCAUGACUUUAUGAUCAAAUGGUUAUUCGCUGUCAAUAACCAAAUUAAUUUUAUAUACUGCUAUGUGUUUGUAUUCUUAUUCCCGAUUCAUGUCAUAAUGAGUGAUCUAAUGGUGUUCCAUAGCAAUGAAUUCGCUUUUCCAAAUCUUCUUCUCAUCAUAAUAUAUGUAUCAAAUUUAACCAUUUGGCCUUCAAUUAUCGUCGCUUGGUUGCCCAUACAAUUGCAUCGAAAUAUCAUACAGAUAAAUCAAACCUUAUACACUCUGUUGGCUAUUGAUGAGAGACAAAAAUUCCGUUUAAUGACAUUUCGAUGUUAUCUUAAGCUACAAACAUAUACACAACGUUUGACAUCUAAAACCAUACAAAUUGGCAUAAAUAUCGGUCCAUUCUGUGUUACCCAUUAUUUAGCUUUAAAGUUCGUUUUGUCUUACAUCAGCUAUUUUAUGUUUAUACAUCAAUUAUUUCAAAAAUCAUAGUUGUUUACAAAGCUUGACGAAACAAUUUUACG